Prunus armeniaca (apricot) is the source of this 624-nucleotide messenger RNA. NCBI's taxonomy places the organism in Eukaryota, Viridiplantae, Streptophyta, Magnoliopsida, Rosales, Rosaceae. The record is from the annotation of a GenBank genome assembly.
AUGGCUUCUCGUAGGCGCAUGCUUCUGAAGGUCAUUAUCCUCGGCGACAGCGGGGUGGGGAAGACAUCGCUGAUGAAUCAGUAUGUGAAUCGUAAGUUUAGUAAUCAGUACAAGGCCACAAUUGGAGCCGAUUUUCUGACCAAGGAAGUUCAGUUUGAAGAUAGGUUGUUCACGUUGCAGAUUUGGGAUACUGCUGGGCAAGAGAGGUUUCAAAGUCUUGGUGUGGCUUUCUAUCGUGGUGCAGAUUGCUGUGUUCUUGUGUAUGAUGUGAAUGUCAUGAAAUCAUUUGAAAAUCUUAACAACUGGAGGGAAGAAUUUCUGAUUCAGGCCAGUCCAUCAGACCCUGAAAACUUCCCAUUUGUCGUGUUGGGGAACAAGAUUGAUGUUGAUGGUGGAAAUAGUCGAGUGGUUUCUGAAAAGAAAGCAAAGGCCUGGUGUGCUUCCAAGGGAAACAUACCAUACUUUGAGACCUCUGCAAAAGAGGGCUUUAAUGUGGAUGAUGCCUUCCAGUGUAUAGCCAAAAAUGCACUGAAGAAUGAACCUGAAGAAGAGAUAUACCUUCCUGACACAAUUGAUGUUGCUGGUGGAGGGAGGCAGCAAAGAUCAACUGGCUGUGAAUGUUGA